This is a messenger RNA of Sycon ciliatum, 1712 nucleotides long. Its product is annotated as cyclin-D-binding Myb-like transcription factor 1. Gene Ontology annotation, cellular component: nucleus. Gene Ontology annotation, biological process: regulation of transcription by RNA polymerase II. The record is from RefSeq and is a predicted model, not a curated record. The transcript has a single exon. Gene Ontology annotation, molecular function: DNA-binding transcription factor activity, RNA polymerase II-specific; RNA polymerase II cis-regulatory region sequence-specific DNA binding. NCBI's taxonomy places the organism in Eukaryota, Metazoa, Porifera, Calcarea, Leucosolenida, Sycettidae. The coding region runs from base 129 to 1076 and encodes 315 amino acids.
UUUUACUCUUGAUAUUGCACAUUGGUGCACUGUUGUUUGCUUUUGAAGGCGAUGCUUCGUAUGAUGCUCAAUUCUCCCUUGUCCUCGUAAGUGGUGUUACUCUCGACUUUGCUGGAGCAGAAAUCACAAUGGAUAGUGAUGACGGUGAUGCGUCCGUGAAGAUGAAUCAUAAUGGACAAUGGUCCACGAAUACUGAGAAUGCCAAAAGCAGCUUCCUUGAAGCUGGCGUUCGUAUGAGAACAGGUGGCUGGACCUUGGAAGAAAAGACCCGGGUCCAGAAAAAUGUGGAUCGUUAUCUCGUGAAGCAUCCUGGUCUAACGGUUGAAGAUGUGGUAUUCUCAUGGACGAAGGACCAAAGAAGAGGAUUCUACAAGAAAGCAGGCAAGGGCAUCAGGAGGCCACUAAAUAGUAUCUAUACGUACAUGAAACGGCGCUAUCAUCCGCACAAUUACUUGGGAAGCUACACUGAAGAAGAAGAAGCACGACUCUCCAAACUCUAUGCCAAAUAUGGCCCAAAGUGGACGAAAAUCGGCCGAAAGCUGAAAAGGAGUCCAGAGACUGUCGCAAUGAAGUACCGCUACAUGGAAGAUAAACGCAAAGUUGUGGAGAAGGACGGCCAUAUCAAGUGUGGUCAUUGGUCCGAGGAAGAAAGCCAUAUGUUGAAAGCUGCAAUGGCUGAGUUCCACGACAAGUUCUCCAUGGACACCCCAGUUGUGUGGGAUUCUGUUGCUAGGCGCAUCCCAGGAAAAACAGCAAAACAGUGCCGGUCAUUUUGGACACAAACAGGAUCCAUUAAGGCCUUUGCACAGGAGUGGACUGCUGCUGAUGACAUCAAGAUGAUUACUGUUCUCUUUUCAACGGAGGAUAUGGGAGAUGGGGAAAUCCCCUGGGCUGCCCUACAGCAAGAACAUUGGACAGAUUGGACUGUUGCUGCUUUGAAAGUGUUUUGGCAGCGUCUGAGAGCUGUUGUCCCUGGCUAUACUGCAUUGGUGCUGGAUGAGUUAUUACUAUGGCUCUAUGAUCAUCAUUUACCCAAGUUGCAGGCAUCUAUCACCUCGCCUGCUGACCAGGCAUGACGGGCAGCAUCUGUGUGAAUUAUGACCGUGUUCUGUUGAUCCGUGUUGAGGUAUGAGUUAGUUUACAGUUGUAUUUACUAUUUAUUCUCUGUGCAGUGUGUUGCUGUGUGCUUUUUUAUUAUAGUUUUUAGAUCUAGGUUAGGGAACAGAGGAUGCUACUGUAUAUAGCGUAUUGAUGAGUCAUGGUGCCACUGGCUGUUCUUGGCCGAUGCGCCAUAAUUUAGUUCUUCCAGCAGCUGGUGCGACUGCUUCCUUUCCCCUCUUGAACUGAACGCUUGACGCCGCCCACUCUUAGAACAGCAGCUUGCUCACUCUGUGAGCUUGAUUUCUCUAGUCCUGCUGUAGCUGUUACCCUCUUUUCAUCAUAUCACUGACUGUGCUGUUUUUGUGUUCAUGCCGAUGCUUUUCAAGCAGUAACAACAUGUAACGUUACUUUUUGCUGCAGGUCUGAUGAGUUUGUCUGCGACGGCGCUACGAUUGUACAGACUACAGUCGGUGAUGCUGUGCUGACAGUCGCAGGUAUCAGUACUGUUCUCGGCUUCUCCCAUUAUGGGAAACUGGGACUUGACGGUCUCAAGUAUGCUUGAAACACAGGCAGGAACUUGAAUACUACAGCAUUUGUAGUUCAACUUUGGA